Molecule: messenger RNA, 2935 nt
Organism: Sardina pilchardus (European sardine)
Lineage: Eukaryota; Metazoa; Chordata; Actinopteri; Clupeiformes; Clupeidae
Product: transcriptional activator protein Pur-beta-like
Exons: 1
Coding region: 1-927 (308 amino acids)
Biological process (GO): regulation of transcription by RNA polymerase II
Cellular component (GO): nucleus
Molecular function (GO): purine-rich negative regulatory element binding; DNA-binding transcription factor activity, RNA polymerase II-specific; RNA polymerase II transcription regulatory region sequence-specific DNA binding
Source: RefSeq, a predicted model, not a curated record
AUGGUGAAGAUGGCGGAUGGUGACAGUGGGAGUGAGCGCGGUGGAAGCAGUGGUGGUGGUGGAGGGGGUGGAGGCAGUGGAUUUCACUAUCAGAGAGAUCAAGAGACGCAGGAGCUGGCCUCGAAGCGUCUCGACAUUCAAAAUAAGCGAUUCUAUUUGGAUGUAAAACAAAAUUCGAAAGGUCGGUUCAUCAAGAUCGCUGAGGUUGGAGCCGGUGGCUCGAAAAGUCGGCUGACACUUUCUAUGUCAGUCGCGGCGGAAUUUCGUGACUACCUGGGCGAUUUUAUAGAACACUAUGCCCAACUUGGGCCCAGUAGUCCAGAACAGAUCGCACAGUCUUCAGGGGGCGACGAUAGUGGUCCGAGAAGGGCGCUGAAGAGCGAAUUCCUGGUCAGAGAGAACAGGAAAUACUAUCUCGAUCUAAAGGAGAAUCAGCGGGGGAGGUUUCUCCGAAUUCGACAAACCGUCAACCGUGGGCCAGGGUUCGGUGUUGGAGGAGGAGGAGGAGUACCUGGCGGAGGCAUGCAAUCUGGACAAACAAUCGCUCUUCCUGCUCAGGGUCUAAUUGAAUUUCGUGACGCCUUGGCCAAGUUAAUAGAUGAUUACGGAGGAGAUGAUGACGAGUUGGCUGGUGGUGGGUGCGCUGGGGGCUAUGGGGAGCUUCCUGAGGGCACUUCCAUCAUGGUGGACUCCAAACGAUUCUUUUUUGACGUGGGAUCAAACAAGUAUGGCGUAUUCCUGCGUUUGAGCGAAGUAAAGCCCAGCUACAGAAACUCAAUUACGAUUCCAUUUAAAGCCUGGAGCAAGUUCGGAGGUGCGUUCAGCCGCUACGCCGAGGAGAUGAAAGAGAUCCAAGAAAGGCAGAAGGAUAAAAUGUACGAGAGGAGAGCGGAUGAAUCGGAAGGAGACGACGUUGAUGACGAUUGAUGCGGUCAGCUGUCGAAACGAAGUUUCCAUCGGCGAUCUGAGAUAAAAAUGGAACGACCUCAAUGUGCAUGAUGAACUGAUCACUGUGUGUAGGCUACCACGGUGAGCAAAGUUUUGACUGAGCAAAUUCAAUUAUUUAGAUAAGUAGCUAGAAUGCUAAAUGACUGCAUUGGCUACUUCAGUAGUUAGACCUAGGCUAGGCCUUGAGAAAAAAUGGCUGAAAAAAAACGGAAGUUUGAUAUGUUAAGGUAAAUCUCUAUCCCUAUAACCCAAGUGUUCAUGUGUAGGAAUAACACUGUGGACUCCCGCUGUGAGAAUGUCAAUGUGUUUCUAAUGUGUAUUUAGGCUACCAGAAUGGAGGUAAAAUUGUGUGAGCCAGAAUUUAGCCUUACCUUGUACAAGCCCUCGGCGUUUGCCCAUCCCAGCAUCCCAUUUUUUUUAAAGAGCCACAGAGGAUUGGUGCUUAAAAAGUUGUGACAUUUCUCUUGGGCACAUAAUUACCAUGAUUCAGUAUGGCGAAGGCGGUAGGACUUACGAGGCCUUACAAGGCAUGUCCACUAACUAUCAGUAGGCUACAACUCUUCUGGUCAUCUGAGUUGGAAUAUGCACAUCACUCAACAGAUAUAAUAUAGCCUCCUCAAACAUGGGGUUGUGAAUUGGUGCUUAUUCAUUUGUUUUCCUGUUCCUUUUUUUUUUUUUUUUUACAAAUGUAAAGACUAAUCUAGUUUGAUAUAGCCUAGGUAUUUAAAUUGAAACACCCCCCUUAACGUCAUAAUUGAUACAUAGGAAUGAAUGUAGCUUCUGAAUUCAGUUAUCACUGAAUGUCCUUUGACAAAUGAUUGGAAGGAGAAGAGUAAAAUAAGCACAAUUUUGUUGUGUUUAAUGGAUGGAGGCUAGGUCCAAAAGGAUGGGGGAAAAGGGAAUUGAAUAUAUUUGGACCUGUUUUCCUAGGUGAGGUUCAGCCUAGAUUGUUAAAUAAACAGAGCGCUUAAAAUGAACACAGAUAAAACUGUUAAGCGAAUUAUACUUUAAGGUAACUAACAAAGUUAGAAAAUAGUUAUUUUUAAAAUGCAUAGAAAAAAUAUACAUAGAAUUAUAUUUAUAUAAAUAUAUAUCUAUAUAUAUAUAUAUAUAUAUACAUAUAUGAAAGAUGCAUAUAAAUGCUUCCUGAACAAGCUUAUUGAAACACAUUGAGCUUGGAUGCAAUUAUCCAGGGGAAAUAAUUCUUACUGAGUUUACAUCAAAAUAUUUUAGCUGUGUCCUCACAGCUUACAGUGGUUUCAGCCUGCUUUUUUAAAAAGAAAAAAAAAACAUUCAUCAUCAAAGUGUUUUGGUUUAAAGUUAGCCCUGCUUUUUAAACUUUACGUUUGAGUCUUACUCGGACAGAGUUGGACCGGAACAGAUUCUGCUAUUCCAGCCCAGAAUCUCACCCAGGGUCAAUUGCUGUCUGGGUCAGCUACAGUUUUCAGUUCAGGUGCAAGACAUCAAACACAAGCCCUCUUUAUAUCCUCAUGUUACUCUUGACUAUUUUCAACUCUGCAUGCCUCUUCUGUUCUGGAACUGCCUUGUGUUUCUCAUUUGCAUAUUGCUGUAUGUUGAUAUUUAUCAGUGGGCUUUUAAAGUUUUUUGUUUUGUAAAGAAGAUAAAGGAACCAAACGUUUACCUAUAUAGUUUAACUUUUAAAUUGUGGCGUUUGUUGCACUUGAGGAAAAAAAAAAGAUUAACUGUCCGUUGAGCUUGAUGUGAAACUUUUCUUUACCUUUUUGUUUAAUUUAAUCAGUCAGUCAAUACAGCAAAGAAUUUGUCAUCUAAACCACAUGAGAGCAAUACUAGAGUCUUUUCUAUUAAUAAUAUCUAUUAAUUUUGUCUACAUCUUUAUUUCUGUACUGUGUUAUGUGAAAUGGCAGCUGUUUCAGUUGUGUGCUCUGCUGUAAAAAAAAGAGAAAAAAAUAGACAACAUUUCAAAAAUAAAUAUAAUUCUUUGCUGAAUAAAUGGAUUUUAAACUUA